This is a messenger RNA of Mytilinidion resinicola, 528 nucleotides long. RefSeq lists its product as uncharacterized. The transcript has a single exon. The record is from RefSeq and is a predicted model, not a curated record. NCBI's taxonomy places the organism in Eukaryota, Fungi, Ascomycota, Dothideomycetes, Mytilinidiales, Mytilinidiaceae. The coding region runs from base 166 to 429 and encodes 87 amino acids.
CAUGGUGGUGGAGAUAUAAAGACGGUUGGGAAACACCACUAAUUAUUCACAACGCCUAAAUCAAACCAUCUACAAUACGCACUAUACCAAACACACUCUUCUCGUGCCAGAGAACCAUAAGCCCUACCAACAAACCCGCUUCCGAGCAAUCUACCAUUACACAUCAUGCCUGUCGGCCAACAAGAAUCCGGUGUUACGUCCGGUGUCAAAUUCGUCACCAGCACUAUCGGCAACACCGUUGGCGGCCUCACAAACACCGUGGGCGGUAUCGUAGGCGCCGCUGGCCGUGGCUUGGGCGAGACACUUGAGGGUGCGACGGGCAGCGCUGGACGACCCGUGGCGAGAGGGCUUGCGGAUGCCGCGACGGGGGUCGAGAAGGGUGGACAGGAUAUUGCGAAGGGCGUGAAGAAUGCCGGAGAGGGGAAGUAAGGGUUUGAUGGUUGGAUACUGGAUACCUGGGAUGUACUGGACGGAGGAUGACUACUUGAAAGGAUAGGAAAGGUGUAUUUCUGGUUAUAUAAUAUAAUC